GUUCCAGCAAUGGCGGAUGUUUUGAGUGGCUGAAGUGAAAGAAGAUGGCAGAGAAGAGCAGGACGCUGCCGUCAUGGAUGUCCAAACGAGACGGCAAAAGGAAGACAACAGACACACUAAAGAGUUUCCAUACCCCAAAAACACUGAGGUCGGUUUUCUACUGCAUGAACGAAAAAGAACUUACAGAAGCCGCAGCUUCAUGUCUUGCUGCGGAUCCAGAAGUGGAGCUCAUCACCACACACAAGGCGGUGGAGGAGCCAGAAGGCCCUGAGUUGAAAAAGAGCAGGACGGACUCGCCGGCAUCGAAUACGACCAAAAAAACUGUGGUGGAGGAAUUCUCUUCUGAGGAGGACACCCAUGUGUCAGAGUCAGACUUGGACGUCUCUGAGCUACAAACCGUGCCGUACUCUGAGAGCUCAGAGCGCCGCGGUGCGGCUGAAGGUCGCACUUCAGUUCAGGAGCACGACAGCCUGAAGGGCGAUGGCCAACAAUCUGAGACAGCCGAUUUGGACAAGAAGACGAAAGAGGAAGCAGAGGAGGACGAUGAACUCAGAUUAGUGAGGGAGAUUUUUUUUAGCUGAUCAUGAAAAAUGCUGUUCUUGUGAGUUUAUUUUGGAUUUUUUAAAACCAGGAUUUCAUGCUUAAGUUGUGUGAUAUUCUAGAAAAGUGCUCUCUUAAAUCUUAAAUCCUUAUUUUUUUUUCAAACACGCGUCUUAACAGAGCUUUGUUAUGACGCUCACCAGUUUGGAGUUGAAUAACAACAUGUCAGGACAUGAUGGUGCCAAGGACUGAUGCAAAAUAAUGAGGUCGUUUUAUUGGAGUGGUCAUACCUGUGCUCAUUGUUAGCAACUAUUUCUUGGUCACACCUUUAGCUAAACAGAUGGCUUCUCACUCAGAUCUCACCCUGGUUUUGACAAUUUCUAAUUCCAAAUGACUUAUUUUGUACAUCCUUAUUUUUGGCUGUUCCAAUGUCAUAUUCAGUCUGUGAGCAGUUUUUCGGCAAAAAGCAACAAAGUACUGUACUUCAGUACAUUUUUUUCAGUUGACUUUUGCUUUAAUUUUAGCCUCCACAAGUCACCAAGCCUUUUGUCUGCGUGUGAUUUUUACCUGUCUCUGGGUAAAAUAGCGGAUGAAAUGAUGGCUGAAGGAGGACGUGCUGUCGAGUCUCCACCACAGUUUGGCCAUAUCUUGAGCCCAGCAAACUUGAGCGGGGAUUUAUUUACUUUAAUACCAGUCAUCUAAACAAUGAGAAGAAAAAUGUUGUGUGCACUGUGAAGACCGUUCCUCAGUUGAUUCACUGUCUACAGGUUUCACUCUAGCUUGAGCUAGCUGAAUAAAGCCUAGGUCACAAGGUGUAACCCUGGUUCUAAGAAUGCAUGUCAUGCCCUCCAACAGGCCUCACUUUAGUUCCAGAGCAGUGCCUUGGCGCUGAGAGAGGUCAAUGCACUCUCUGCCCAGCAGGGGCAGUAUAGCCUUGCUCUAUAAAAGGGGCCCUCUUCCUGUAAUCUACGAUUCAGUGGACUCAGAGAAAGGGGGUCAGCUGAGCAGCGUCGAAAGAGGGCAUGGCUUGCAUUU
Molecule: messenger RNA, 1575 nt
Organism: Synchiropus splendidus (mandarinfish)
Lineage: Eukaryota; Metazoa; Chordata; Actinopteri; Syngnathiformes; Callionymidae
Product: cell cycle regulator of non-homologous end joining-like
Exons: 3
Coding region: 45-581 (178 amino acids)
Biological process (GO): double-strand break repair via nonhomologous end joining; negative regulation of double-strand break repair via nonhomologous end joining
Cellular component (GO): cytoplasm; nucleus
Source: RefSeq, a predicted model, not a curated record